Messenger RNA from Adelges cooleyi (spruce gall adelgid), 1194 nucleotides. RefSeq names its product TIMELESS-interacting protein. The record is from RefSeq and is a predicted model, not a curated record. Gene Ontology annotation, molecular function: DNA binding. NCBI's taxonomy places the organism in Eukaryota, Metazoa, Arthropoda, Insecta, Hemiptera, Adelgidae. The transcript is spliced from 3 exons. Bases 361 to 1068 code for a protein of 235 amino acids. Gene Ontology annotation, cellular component: replication fork protection complex; nucleus. Gene Ontology annotation, biological process: replication fork processing; DNA replication checkpoint signaling; replication fork arrest.
AGCAGUUGUCAUUUUUUUUUAAAAGUUAUAAUUUUUACCAUAUCUAUUAUCAUAUUAACCUAACCGAAAAUUAAUAGAAAUUUGUUAAAACAUUUUAUUAAAAGUUUUAAGUUCCCGCGAAAGUUGUAAUCUUUUGUUUUUAAAUGUAAAACUGCAAUGCCUGGAAAACCGAGUAACGAUCAGGAGGAAAACAUACUAGAACAAGCUGCUGAUGAACCAUCGUUGACCGACCAUUUAAACAAAUAUUUGUUGUGCGCUUAUUUGAAUCGUUUGAACAAAGAAGACCAAAGUGGCGAAGACGACGCUGAAGGCGACGAAAAAACAGAAGUUUUUAGUGAUUAAUUGUUAGUUAUUAGCAAAAUGGCAGAUUAUGAUGACAACGACUUGGAUAAGUGGGUCGAUCGUUUUGGCGACGAGGACAAUGACUUGGAAGCUUUAGUUCCAGAAGCCAUUGAAGAAGCUGAAGAAGUCCCAGAAAGCAAAGAUUCAGAUGAAAAAAGAAUCGUCCCAGUCAAAGUUCGUGUCAGGAACCCACAACCUAAAUUGGACCCCGCAAGAUUACGUGGUCCACGUGGUUUGUCUGUACUCCAAACAUGGUUCGAGGACAUUCAACUGAAAGGUAAAGGGCAUGAACUUGAAGAUCUUAAUGCUGUUAUGAAUCGUCUCGAACAAUGGACCCAUAGACUUUUUCCGAGAUAUACAUUUGAUGAUGCCAUUGAUAAACUAGAAAAAUUGGGGAAAAAAAAUGAAGUUAAGGUGAUGCUCAAGCGUAUUCGGAUGGAUAUGGAUAACAAUGAAACUGUUACGCAAGUAGAAGAUGAGAUACCUGAAGCACCUGUACAGCAGGAUCCAUUUGAUAGAAUUGCUAACACUGUUGAUAUUUUCCCGGUGACUUCCACUCCAAGUGUAACUAAUUCCGGUUUAACGGAAGAGCAAAGACAAAGGAUGAUGCGUAAUAGAAUGCUGGCUGAAGAAAGACGACAAGCUAAGAUAAGGGCUCGAGAAGAACAAGAGCGUAACAAUAUAUCUCGAAGUGAGAUUGAAAUUUCUUCAGUUGAAACAUGUUGAAUAAGAAUAGACCUUUAAAUAAAUAAAAUUUGCUAUAUUUUUUUUUAUUCAUCAAUUUAUAUAACUAAAUCAAUAAAUACUCAUACUAAAAUGUUAAUUAGUUUAUUAAAGUAGUUCCAACUAAUA